GUGUUACCUUUUUGUUUGGAACAUCUUCCUCCAGGUCGAUCUCUCCGUCCCCGUCCUCAAAUGUUACUUUCCUCUUCGGCAUGCUGCUGCAGGAGAGGACCCGAGGUCUCCUGUGUGACACAGCAGGUUCUGUGGUGUUGGGAUGAAGCUCCAUGAGAAGAUUCUGAUGCAUUACCUCUCAUGCACGUCUCCAGUAGAUAAAGAAGGUUAUCUCUAUAAAAAGAAAGAGAGAACUGCAACGUACCAUCGGCGCUGGUUUGUCCUGAAAGCAAACCUGCUUUUCUACCAGGAGCGCCCGGCUGACAGACACCUACUGGGCGUCAUUGUUCUGGAGGGGUGCUCAGUGAGGCGCUCGGAGUCUGAUGGACAGUUUGCCUUCUCACUGGUGUUUGAAGGACCCGGUUUGAGGACCUACAGAUUUUCUGCAGGGGAUCAUCCCGCUCUGGAGAGCUGGCUUAAAGCUUUACUGUCAGCCAAUCACUGCUACCUCUCUUUGCUGAUGAGAGACCUGCAGAGGCAGUAUGAAGAAGCUAAACAGCAACAAGACUCAGGUGAACCCCAUCACAGAUCCUCCCUCAGCGCCCUCAAACAGUCCCAGUUCUUCGUCCCCGUGCAGGGAUCAUCAGCAGCGCUCGGCGAGGGGAGAAGCUUCAACACGACUUCAGGACCUUCUAAAGUGGUCACCAAAAAGUCCCCCAAACUCUGGCACAGGAGGAACGCUCACGUCACACCGCUCAAUGGACCUGCACCUCUGUACGGAGAAUGGCCUCUGGUGGGCUUCGAUCCUCUGGAGGAUUUCAGCAAACUUCAUGAUUAUUACGGACAGGAAGUGAAGAGAGCCAGAGAGGAAUGGCUGAGGAGUCGACGAGCACAGGAGGAGGAGAAGCACAGCGGGGGAGACCUCAUCGACCUGGAGUGAGGAAGUGAGACGGAGCGGUUUAUUUGUGCUGAAAAGGAACUGAACCUGAAGUGUUGCUAAUUAUACUGUAACUAGGAGAACACACUGACGCCUGUAAAUGUGCUAAAUGUUUCAAAUGAUUCGCUUCAAUCAUUUCUAUGUUACAUUUUACAGAAAGAUGAAUUCACUGAGCUUUGGCAGCCUUAAAGUGUCCAUGGGAGGAGAUGGGAUUUCUACCUUUUGGACAGCAAACAGCGUUCUGAGCCUUCUUUCACAGCGUUCAAUGAAUGUAAUCCACAACAUGACCAGUGUUUUUUUUCUAUUCACUUUGUUACUUGUCCCAGUAAGCUGUGAUGUUGUUGUAAGACUGAGCCAGCAUGCACUUACCCACAAACUGAAGCAGCUACGAUGGAAUUAAGCCAUAAUGAGUUUCAUUACACCCGUCUGUCUGACUCGUG
This is a messenger RNA of Notolabrus celidotus (New Zealand spotty), 1356 nucleotides long. RefSeq lists its product as uncharacterized. Bases 143 to 919 code for a protein of 258 amino acids. The record is from RefSeq and is a predicted model, not a curated record. Lineage: Eukaryota; Metazoa; Chordata; Actinopteri; Labriformes; Labridae. The transcript is spliced from 4 exons. Gene Ontology annotation, cellular component: early endosome; trans-Golgi network; recycling endosome. Gene Ontology annotation, biological process: receptor recycling; retrograde transport, endosome to Golgi; endosome organization.